This is a messenger RNA of Papilio machaon (common yellow swallowtail), 722 nucleotides long. RefSeq lists its product as uncharacterized. NCBI's taxonomy places the organism in Eukaryota, Metazoa, Arthropoda, Insecta, Lepidoptera, Papilionidae. The coding region runs from base 78 to 722 and encodes 214 amino acids. The record is from RefSeq and is a predicted model, not a curated record. The transcript is spliced from 4 exons.
ACAGUAUCGUUUAUCAUUUUAUUAAAAUUAUAUGUACAAUUAUCCUACUAAUACUUAUUCAGAGAAUUGCGUCCGGAAUGGAAAAACCGAAAGAAGCUAAAAAAAUUCGAAAACCUUACGAAGAAAUUGGUGCUAUAUUCAACGGAAAUGAGGUAAAAAUAAGAGUACCUAAAAGUACAUCGAAACCUCCGAAACUAACAUCAUCUCAGCUGAAGCUGCAACAGCACUGCACAUGUGAAGAUGACCAAUCGGUCUGCUCCGAGACGUGUGGAUUGCCAGGACAGUCAGUGGGCGAUGGUCGAGCAGCCAAUUUGUUUAACAUUCAGGUCCCUGAUGACAUCUGUGAGUCGCUCACUCACCGCACUGCGAUGAAUUCAGAGGUAGUAUACAGCACCGCGGAAAAACACGACACCCUUUGCAAUGUAUGUAACGUGACACCCAAAGACGCUCCCAAAGGUGUGCAAGCACAGAAGGUACUCCAUCCAGACAAAGAUGUUUUCAUCCUGCAGAUCGGCAAACAAACAGAUGAACCCAACCGAACUGGAAAUAUAGAGGUCGAAUUGAUAACUCCUAGAGCUCCCGCGAAACUAAAGCCGGCUACACACGCCUGUAAGCAGAUACAAUGCGAAGACGAUGAUAUACCGUACUGCGUACCAUGCAGGACUUGUAGAGUGCCCGCGCCCAGGAAGAAGAGGAAGCGUGCGGGAUGUUGUAAAAAAUAA